GAACUCUCCCUGCCUGCAUUAUAAAGGACAUAACUUGCUGACAGUAGCGAAAUCGUGUGGCAGGGAGCGGCAUGGCGUUGCUCUGAGACUUUUCUGCAGAACUUGAAGCUGUAACAGGGAAUCGCGUCGCGCUACAGGGAGCGCUCUGCUGGAACGAUAUAUCUAGAGCGCAGGGUAAUCCUGUAUGAUGGUCGACCAACUUGCUUUCACAGAAAUUAAUGCCCAGCGAAUUGCAGUUGUAGAAAAUUGCUUUGGUACAUCAGGCCAGCCAUUAUCUACCCCAGGAAGAGUUCUUGUGGGAGAAGGAAUUUUGACAAAAGAAUGCAGAAAAAAGCCCAAACCAAGGACUUUUUUUCUCUUCAGUGACAUCUUAGUGUAUGGAAAUAUAGUUAUAAAUAAGGUCAGAUAUAACACACAGCGUAUUAUCCCUCUUGAAGAUGUGACGGUCGAGAUACUUCCAGACAGUAUAGACAUGAGAAACCGAUGGAUGAUAAAGACCUCAAAGAAAUCAUUUGUGGUUUCUGCAGCCUCCUACUCUGAAAGGAAAGAGUGGAUUUGUCACAUAGAGGAAUGCAUCCACCAACUCCUGCAGAAGACAGGAAGACAACCUUCAAAGGAACAUGCAGCACCCUGGAUACCUGACAAAGCCACCGAUAUUUGUAUGCGCUGUACGCAAACUAACUUCACUUUAGUAAAUCGUAGACAUCACUGUCGCAAAUGUGGCUUUGUUGUGUGUCACGAAUGCUCAAAGUACAAGUUUUUGAUUCCAACAAUAAAAUCCAAACCUGUGAGAGUCUGUAGCUUAUGUUACAAAAAGUUGGUAUCUGAGAAAGUAGCAAUUGAAGAGGAAGUGAAAAGGCAUGAGAGACAAUUCCAUGACGCAGUACCAGAGUAUGAUCCAUCCAGUGAGGACAGUGAUGAGGAUGCUGAAAGACAAGGGGCAUGGCCUUUAAAUGAAGAUUUCUAUUCUUCAUCGUGGUCAGCUUUUCACACCUGAGCUUUUUACAUUAUUGUAUAUGACUUUACCGAAACAAUUCAGUAUUAUUUAUAAUGUUUGUAUUUGUAAAACACUACUAAGCAAUAUAUUACUGAUAACAUUACAGAUAAAAAUUUGCAACAAAAAUGUUAAAGACCACAUUUUGAAAAGUUGGCUUUUGUGGGGUGGGAAACUGUCUUACCCAAAUCUAUUGGGUGACAACCAGGAAUACACAGAACUUAACAUUAGACAGUCUGAUAAUAUUGUUUGUCAGAUGGUAAAAGUACAUCAUGAAUUAAGGUACCCAUACACGGGCCGAUUCUAGCUGCCGAUAUCGGUCCCUUUGCCUAUAACCAGGGCCAAACGAUCGAAUUAGCCUGGAUACUCCCGAUAUCAUCCACCCAUAGGUGGGGGAUAUCAGGAGAAGAUCCGCUCGCUUGGCAGUGAUCUUAAGGUGUAUGGGGACCUUUACAGUUAGAGGUCCAUGUCCCUUUUUGUAGUCAAAUAUUUGCCAGGCCCCUCUUGGCUAUCCCUGUAACUAUAGGGAUGUGACUAAUAUGACCAUCUUUUAAUUAUUUGUAAGCUUGUUAUGACCUAAUUUUACCCUAAUGACCACCAGAAUGGGCCCACCAAGGGGAAGCAGCCUCACAGACUGGAGCUUUUCUUAACAUCUGCCCAUUUACAGUCACUUCCAGGAUGGGUCUUGAAGGAUUCUUUGUUGCCACUUCUCUCCUGGUCCUAUACCAGAAUGGUAUGCAAAGCUUACAAUACUUUUUAUACAAGUUUGAUAUUUGUUUACGCUUUUAAUAAUUAUAUCCAUAAAGAUGCAGAGCAUAGUGCAAUAAUGCCAUACAUUUUUUAUAUGAUGGACCGAUUUUCUUGUAUACUACGUGUUAUACACACUGAAAAAAAAGAUUAACAAAAUGAGCAUUUUUCUCAGUGUUUUAGUCAUUUGUAUAAAUAUCUAUUUCACAAGUGUAUUUGAAUAUGCAAAUAUCUGCACGAAAGCCUCAGAACUGAAAAUGAUUUACUGUCCUAAAUAAAUGUCAUUUCUCUAUGACUGAUAUGAAAAUAUACUGGCUAGGUCAGAACUUUAGAAGAGCAGGGCCAGGGCAAUGCAAGAAAUGUGUGGAGGAUUAAGAGCAGUUUAAGAAAACAAAAUGGUAAAUGUUACUGGUAAAACAACUCAGCACUGUAUGAGCCCUAAUCAGUCAGUAUUGGACUGAGUAUUGCAGUCAAUACAAGCUACAGGGUUUUGCCAUGGAGGUUAAAGAUUUCAAUAUGAAUCUGUAUAUCAAUUAAUAUUUGAUAUCAUAUGAUGUUAUUUGUACAUUUACCACGCCCUCUUUACUCUGAAACCUAUGCUAUAUAAUUGGCUUUGCUUGCAUGUGCCCAAAUGCGCAGGGCAUAAAAUCCAUUGAUGACAUAUGUUUUGUGAUUAGUUUGUUUGCAGGGAGCCAUUUCUUUAGCUAUCAGUGAUCAAUAAAUCCCAAUGUUCUUUCUUGGUAGCCAUCUGGCACAAUUCCUUAUAUAAUCAAGUUGACAAUGUUCUUGGAAAGUUUAAAUUUAGAAUAAAAAAAAACAUAUAAUUUGCACUGUUGCAUAUACAAAAACGUCAGCAUGGGACGUGGUGUCAGUCAUGACUGAAACAUAAACUGUUUUAUUAUAAUUCAGACACAAAGUUAAUAAUUGCCAUUUCAGGGCAAGUGACGUGUGCCUCACUGACCACUAUGCUUGGUAAGAACAAGGGGUUGUCAAAGGUGCUCCUGGGUUAAACGUGUCUGGCUUAAUAUACUUGCAACACCUACUUAGCUCUCAGAAACCCUGUGAUUACCUAAUGUUAUAGGCAUUUGGGUUUAACUGUGCCUUAAGGUUUCCAUAACAGUAAGUUCUACUCGCCCUACAGGUGGCCGAUAUCGGGCUAAAUAGGUUGUUUUGGCCCUGGGUCCAAACAAUCGAAUUAGAACGGCGGGUAUAGGCGCCCGUCAGUUCAGGGACCGCAUCAACCAGCCGAUGUGGUCCACGAUCCAAGGAAAAAUCAAACCUGCCAAUAGAAAUCUUUCCGAUUUCAGGCCAGAUGUCGGUCAGGUAGGCCCGUCUAUGUAGAUAUCUAAUCCCUUGGUGUAUAUUUCUGUACACAUCUUAUUAUUAAUGGCAACCAAUUAUGUCUUUGAGAUUUAUACUGUGCCUUAAAUCCAACUAAUGUUUUACUUCACUAUUGUAUAACACUAAGCAAUUCAUGUAUUUUCAGUAACAGUUUGUAAUAAAUAAUCAGUACUAAAA
This is a messenger RNA of Xenopus tropicalis (tropical clawed frog), 3259 nucleotides long. RefSeq names its product pleckstrin homology and FYVE domain containing 1 (gene plekhf1). The record is from RefSeq and is marked provisional. Lineage: Eukaryota; Metazoa; Chordata; Amphibia; Anura; Pipidae. Gene Ontology annotation, molecular function: metal ion binding.